AAAAACUAUAACCUCAUCCUCACUCCAAAACUCUAAACUAUUCACUUUUAAAAGUUCAAGAAUUUUUGUGUACGCUCUGUAAACUGAAUCUAAUCAUAGCAAGAACUUCAUUUAUCUGAUCAAUCGGCAAUGGAGGGUGGAUCAUCUUCUGAACAAAAAUCAAACCAGAAAGGUAAAUCCAUCGUGACUGAAAGCACUGAAAGUGCAGAAAUCAAAAAUGAUGACUAUUGGCCACUUUCUGAAAAACCCUAUGUUGAUAUGAUUCUCACUAAGAGCAGUGUCAAGCCCAUCUACCAAUUGUAUUUACCCAAGAAGAUGAACAAAGAGCUACCUUUUGCUGGAGCCCUUGUAGUCCUUACUUGUGGUCGAAAGAAGUGGGAUCUAUUUUAUGGUGGAGCCAAAUCUACUUACAAAUUUAGUAGUGGAUGGAGAAAAUUUGCGGAUGAUAACAAUCUAAAGGAGGGAGAUGGACUUGUGUUUGAACUGUCAGAGUGCAGCACUACCAAAAUUGAAUUAAGAGUUCAGAUUCUCAGAGGUGAUCUCCCAGCUGAAUUGAUUCCUGAAGAUGUGGAGGGUAAAAACAGUGACAACCCAAUAAUAAUUGAUUAAAAACAUUAUCAAUUCUAGUAGUAAUUUCAAUUUGCAAAAAAAAAACUUCAUAAAUUCUAGUACUUUCGAUUUCCAGAAAAAAAAAACUUUAUCAAUU
This is a messenger RNA of Solanum dulcamara, 706 nucleotides long. Its product is annotated as B3 domain-containing protein Os04g0386900-like. Bases 130 to 609 code for a protein of 159 amino acids. The record is from RefSeq and is a predicted model, not a curated record. NCBI's taxonomy places the organism in Eukaryota, Viridiplantae, Streptophyta, Magnoliopsida, Solanales, Solanaceae. The transcript is spliced from 3 exons. Gene Ontology annotation, molecular function: DNA binding.